Vespa velutina is the source of this 1469-nucleotide messenger RNA. It is a transcript of the gene Rpt4, whose product is annotated as 26S proteasome regulatory subunit 10B. Gene Ontology annotation, biological process: positive regulation of RNA polymerase II transcription preinitiation complex assembly. The record is from RefSeq and is a predicted model, not a curated record. Gene Ontology annotation, molecular function: ATP binding; proteasome-activating activity; ATP hydrolysis activity. NCBI's taxonomy places the organism in Eukaryota, Metazoa, Arthropoda, Insecta, Hymenoptera, Vespidae. Bases 65 to 1246 code for a protein of 393 amino acids. The transcript is spliced from 7 exons. Gene Ontology annotation, cellular component: proteasome regulatory particle, base subcomplex; cytosolic proteasome complex.
UCAAUUCUAUAUGAAUCUACCUAGAAACUUUUUCAAUGACAGUUAUACAGCAAAAUAAGUAAAAAUGGCGGUCACCAUGGAUUCUGUAAGAGAAAAAGUUCUUCAAAAUUAUCGAAAAAAACUUCUGGAACACAAAGAAGUAGAAUCACGAUUAAAAGAAAUGAGGGAACACUUAAAAGAUUUGACCAAACAAUAUGACAAGUCCGAAAAUGACUUGAAAGCUCUUCAAAGUGUUGGUCAGAUUGUUGGUGAGGUUCUUAAACAACUUACAGAAGAGAAAUUUAUAGUAAAAGCAACAAAUGGUCCUCGCUAUGUUGUUGGUUGCAGACGUCAACUUGAUAAGAAUAAAUUAAAGUCUGGAACCAGAGUUGCUCUUGAUAUGACAACUUUAACUAUAAUGCGUUAUUUACCACGUGAGGUUGAUCCAUUGGUUUACAAUAUGUCUCAUGAAGAUCCUGGUGAUGUUACAUAUUCUGCUAUUGGUGGUUUAAGCGAACAAAUACGUGAAUUACGAGAAGUUAUAGAAUUACCUUUAUUAAAUCCUGAACUAUUUCAAAGAGUUGGUAUUACUCCACCUAAGGGAUGUUUAUUAUAUGGUCCACCUGGUACUGGCAAAACACUACUGGCAAGGGCAGUUGCUAGUCAAUUAGAUGCAAAUUUCUUGAAAGUUGUAUCAAGUGCUAUUGUAGACAAAUAUAUUGGAGAAUCAGCACGAUUGAUCAGAGAAAUGUUUAAUUAUGCUCGUGAUCAUCAACCGUGUAUUAUAUUCAUGGAUGAAAUUGAUGCUAUAGGCGGGCGAAGAUUUUCUGAGGGAACUAGUGCAGAUAGAGAAAUUCAAAGAACUCUAAUGGAAUUAUUAAAUCAAAUGGACGGCUUUGAUUCUUUAGGUCAAGUUAAAAUGAUAAUGGCAACAAAUAGACCUGAUACUUUGGACCCUGCUCUGUUAAGACCCGGUCGUUUGGACAGAAAGAUUGAAAUACCGUUACCUAACGAACAAGCACGACUUGAAAUUUUGAAAAUUCAUGCAGGUCCAAUUGCUAAGCAUGGUGACAUUGAUUAUGAGGCAGUAGUCAAAUUAUCAGAUGGAUUUAAUGGAGCAGAUUUAAGAAAUGUUUGCACAGAAGCUGGAUUAUUUGCAAUAAGAUUGGAGAGAGAAUAUGUUGUCCAAGAAGAUUUUAUGAAAGCUGUAAGGAAAGUUUCAGAUAAUAAGAAACUUGAAUCAAAGUUAGAUUACAAACCAGUAUAAGAAAGCAACAUAGCUAUUGUGAUUUAGUGAAUGAUACAAAUAAAUCAAUAAAAUAGCCUUAUUUUAUCUUAACAAUACAUACAUUUUCAUGUGAAUUUGCAUAUUAAUAAUAUAUUAAUCAUGCUUAACUCGUCAUCAAUAUAUUUUGUCUGAUAUCAUAAAUUCAUGUAAACUUGUCAUGCUUUUAUUAUUCAAAUAAUGAGAUGAAUUUACAUUUAUAAUA